Messenger RNA from Quercus robur (English oak), 1307 nucleotides. RefSeq names its product peroxidase 64-like. The transcript has 4 exons. The coding region runs from base 123 to 1070 and encodes 315 amino acids. Gene Ontology annotation, molecular function: heme binding; peroxidase activity. NCBI's taxonomy places the organism in Eukaryota, Viridiplantae, Streptophyta, Magnoliopsida, Fagales, Fagaceae. Gene Ontology annotation, cellular component: plasmodesma; plant-type cell wall. The record is from RefSeq and is a predicted model, not a curated record. Gene Ontology annotation, biological process: hydrogen peroxide catabolic process; response to oxidative stress.
CAAGUGUUUUAUUGAGUGUUCUCAUUUUCUGCCUCUACUAUAAAUACCAUCCACCGAUCUGAGUUUUCACCGACAAAAACUAGCCAAUAAUACAAAUAUAGCUCAGUCGACUGGUUUCAACAAUGGCAGCCACACUUGUUUCACUAGCCCUUUCAAUCCUUUUCAUUUCUUCUUCAGUAAAUGCACUGAGCUUGAACUACUAUGACAAAACAUGCCCACAUCUUGAGUCCGCUGUCACCGAUGCCGUCAAGUAUGGCAUUGUAAAUGACAAAACAGUUCCAGCUGCUCUGCUUCGGAUGCACUUUCACGAUUGCUUCAUAAGAGGUUGUGAUGCUUCUGUGCUGCUGGAAUCAAAGGGAAAUCAAAAGGCAGAAAAGGACGGACCUCCUAACAUUUCAUUGCAUGCAUUUUAUGUCAUUGACAACGCAAAGAAAGCAGUGGAAGAGUUGUGCCCCGGCGUCGUCUCUUGUGCUGAUAUCUUGGCUCUGGCGGCUCGUGAUGCCGUUGCUCUGUCUGGAGGUCCCACUUGGCAAGUACCAAAAGGGAGAAAAGAUGGAAGAAUCUCAAAAGCAGCCGACACUAGCCAAUUACCAGCUCCAGUUUUCAACAUCACUCAAUUACAGCAAAGCUUCUCCCAAAGAGGCCUGAACUUGAACGAUCUUGUGGCUCUCUCAGGGGGACACACACUUGGGUUUGCUCAUUGCUCAUCAUUCCAGAACAGAAUUCACAAUUUCAAUGGCUCCGUUGACAUCGACCCGUCACUGAAGUCAACCUUCGCAGCCACCUUAAGAAGCAUUUGCCCGGAGCACAACAAGGUGAGAAGUGCUGGCAUCACAAUGGAUUCAACCACCACAGCAUUUGACAAUGCAUACUACAAGUUACUUCUCAAAGGGAAGAGUAUAUUUUCUUCAGAUGAAGCUCUACUCAGUACCCCAAAAACUAAAGCAUUGGUUUCUAAGUUUGCUAGCUCCCAAGAAGAGUUUGAUAAUGCUUUUGUGAAGUCCAUGAUCAAGAUGAGUAGCAUCCCUGGUGGGCAAGAGAUUAGGCUGGAUUGCAGAAAAGUUAGAUGAUUUUAGCCGAGUAGAUUUAAUUAACGUGAGUGAGCUAGGCGGUCCCAGCUAAAAAUUAUUGUGUCUCUUCUAGUACAACUGGAUAGUAUUUUUUUUUUUCUUCUUCAGGGAUCAAAGUAAUAAAUGUGGACAAUGUGCAAGUGUCUUUGCAUGCAAGUUUGUGUUGUUUAUGCCACCGUCAAAGUCGACGAUGUUAGAAUUAAAAUUAUUAAUAAACAUGUGUUUGGUUUUCAAUUA